UUUCACAAGAAAAACCUGUUAAGAUAAUAAAGGGAUUCUCUCUACCUAAAUUAUAUAGGGCUUUUAACUGCACAGAUGAAGGAAGUGUUGAGUUUGACUUCACUUGGUUCUGACCCCUGGUCUCCUAUGGGAAAGGGGGAGAGUUCUGUGUUUUGAGACCCACCCACUGCCCAGACUGAUUCCUUAUUGGGAUCUCUUCCUUGUUUUUUCCUGUAAGUGCAUAAGUCAUGUAUUUGUAGCCUUCCAAAAUAUAUGGGUUAUGCACAAAUUAUUGCCUCAUGAUUAUGUGAGAUAUGUACAAAUUUUGGUGCAUUAGUUUUCAUAGGAAAAUAUACGCACAGGGCAUGAGAACAGCCUAAUCUAGAAUGAUAAAUUGCACUAUACGGGCAAGAGUAAAAAUGUGUAUCUUUGAUUUGGGGGUUAACUGUCCCUUUAAGUGACACUCUGUUGAUACAGCUUAUUUUGAAUCGGGAAGACUCUGACUAGUCUAAAACACACCAAAGUCCUUUAUCCUUUUAAAAAUGUUGUUCUGAAACAUUCUAAAAUAAGUUAUAUGUGUUUUUAAAAUAUGAUAAAUACAUACAUGCCUUUUACACCAUAGGACAUCACAUAUACUCAUGCAUGCACAUCUUUCUUUGCUUAAAGCAACACUGCCCUCUGCUGCUUUGCAGAGAUACAGUACAAAGAAAACUGUAAUUUGUCAGUCACUUGCUUUUUUUGUUUCAUCAUUUGCUUCUUGAGGCUCAAGUCGAUGCCAAAAUUUGAACGCUGCAUAACAAAGUCUCCAAACUGAGCUAUACAGUUAUUUACAUGGGUUAUUGCACUUUGGAAUAUCAAACAGUUUGGCAUACAGUCCUUUGCAAUAGUUUAUAUGAUAUCUGUUGAUAUAUACGUCACUUUCCACAUAUAUAUUUUACUGGCAAACACACUCACAAAAUCCUCCCAGUAGGCAUGUUGGGACACGACUAGAACUGGGGUCCCUGAGGGCCUCAACACUGCUUACUCACUGACUUCCGAGGACCUUUCUCAGUGAAGAGACCUGCUGAGGAGAAAUCACCCUCCACAAACUGCAGGAAAAUAUCUAAGAGACUACAAACUUAAAGAGUGAAGAAAUGGAGUUCGGGGCUUUGUUUCUGCUGUCCCUCAUGGGACUCCUGUUUGUGGAGCCAGGGUUUGGACAGCGAGGUGACGUGGAUGUUGCUAAGUGGAUGACUGAUAAAGUGGAAUUAAUGAAGAACUUGGAGGACAAACUUAGACAUGUAGAGAGACGGCAGAAUAACAUUGAAGCUUUGGAGGCCAGGCUCAAUGCGACUGUAGACAAGCUGAUGAGACAGAACGCUGAAGUGGAUCAACUGAAGAAAGAGAAUGAAGGCCUGAAAAUGAGACUGAAUGCCACGGAGGAAGAGAUUGAUAAGCUGAAACAGAAUAUUCCUAAAGGUGCUCCUCAGAUUGCAUUCUCGGCCUCUUUGGCAAACUUCGGGGAGAUUUACAGAGGACCCUGCACAGACAAGGCCCUCAUUUUCAAAAGGGUCUUCUCAAACUCUGGCAAUGGUUAUGACCAAAACACAGGAAUCUUCACAGCACCAGUGAACGGUCUCUACUUCUUCAGCUUCAGUACCUAUGGCUACAACACUCACGACAUGGGGGCCAUUUUAAUGAAAAAUGGUGAUCGGCAAAUUUCAACCUAUGAUAAACCCUCAGCUGACGGCUCAGACAGUAGUAGUAAUGCUGUCGUUCUGCAGUUGUUCGCGGGUGAUAAGGUGUAUAUGGAACUGUGGGAUAACGGCAGAGUGUUUGACAACCUGAACGGACACACAACCUUCAGUGGUUUUCUUGUCUUCCCUGUGUAAAUGAUUAGAAACUAUGUGUUGCAUUGUGUUUUUAAACUGAAGAGAGAUGCAGGUCCAGCAGUCGUGACAUCUGUGAUAUCACUGUCUUUAUAUAGUGGCAUUGCCCCAAAGCAUAUGCUGACAAGAAAAUUACACAGUAUCCUGGUUGAUUUUUAUCAAACUUUUAUCAAAAAAUCUCCACACGUUUUUCAUUUUCAAGUAAAUUUCAAUGACAAUGUGGGUGCAUGAACUUUCUUCAGAACAAUAAACCCAAGAUAAACUUCUUA
This is a messenger RNA of Epinephelus lanceolatus (giant grouper), 2116 nucleotides long. Its product is annotated as cerebellin-1-like. The record is from RefSeq and is a predicted model, not a curated record. NCBI's taxonomy places the organism in Eukaryota, Metazoa, Chordata, Actinopteri, Perciformes, Serranidae. Gene Ontology annotation, molecular function: protein binding.